AUGGCGACGAUGGAUCCGUUGAUGACGCCGCUGGGGCAAAUGCUAUUGGAGGAGAUCACUCCGGUGGUGAUGCUCCUUUCAACUCCUUCCGUCGAAAAAGCUUCCCUCAAGAACGGCCUCUCCUUCCUCCAGACGCUAACGCCGUUCUGCUCCUUCAACAACAUCGACGUGCCUGUUAGGACUGCCAGUGACCAACCCUAUCGCCUUCACAAGUUCAAAUUGCGCUUGUUUUACGCUUCCGAUGUUAGGAGGCCCGAUUUGCAGGUAGCUAAAGAGCAAUUGAAGCAAGUUAUCACGGAGGCAGGGGAGAAAGAGUUUUCUGAGUCGGGUUCAGAUUUGCCGGAAAUUAAUCAUGAACUUUCUUCUAGUUCUGAAUACCAAAAUACACCAUCUUUGUUUCGGUUUCUCAAUAAAGAGCUUGUUCGAGUGGCUUCCUUUUCAGAUCAUGAAGCUUUUGACCAUCCUGUGAUAUGUCUUCUAGCUGUCUCUUCUAAGGAUGAGCAACCUAUUAACAAAUUUGUUGACUUUUUUAAUACCAACAAGCUUCCUUCCCUUCUUAAUGAUGGCUCUAUGGAUCCAAAAAUUUCAAAGCAUUACUUGUUAGUGCAUGAUAAUCAAGAUGGUCCUGCAGACAGUGCAAGUAAGAUAUUGACAGAAAUGAGGAAUACAUUUGGUACAAGUGAUUGUUCGUUGCUUUGUAUUAAUUCCUCCCUCGAUGCUCCAAUCAAACAUCAAGAUAAUCCUUGGGCUUCUUACAUAACUGAUGCCUCACCUACUCCCAGUCAAGAUCUUGGUUGCUUUCUUAACAUUGAUGAUAUCAAUGAGAUCAAAGAUCUAUUGCAAAAUUUAUCAUCUAAGCACAUCAUUCCCAAUAUGGAGCAAAAAAUUCGUAUACUCAACCAACAGGUUUCUGCAACACGGAAAGGGUUUAAAAACCAAAUAAAAAAUUUAUGGUGGAGAAAAGGGAAAGAAGAUGGUGCAGAUUCUCUCAAUGGUCCUACGUAUAACUUUAAUUCCAUUGAAUCCCAGAUUCGACUUUUGGGUGAUUAUGCUUUCAUGUUACGAGAUUAUGAACUUGCCUUGUCAAAUUAUCGUCUAAUUUCCACAGAUUACAAGAUUGAUAAAGCCUGGAAGCGGUAUGCUGGUGUUCAGGAAAUGAUGGGACUUACUUACUUCAUAUUGGAUCAAUCAAGAAAGGAAGCUGAGUAUUGCAUGGAAAACGCUUUUAACACAUAUUUAAAGCUUGGAUCAUUGGGUCAGCUAAAUGCAACACGAUGUGGUCUGUGGUGGAUAGAAAUGUUAAAGGCACGUGAUCAAUAUAAGGAGGCAGCUACUGUUUACUUUCGUAUUUGUGGUGAGGAUAUCCUACAUUCUGCUGUGAUGCUUGAACAAGCAUCAUACUGCUACUUGUUGUCUAGACCCUCCAUGUUACGCAAAUAUGGAUUCCAUCUAGUGCUUUCUGGUGAGCAGUAUAAAAAGUGUGAUCAGAUUAAACAUGCAAUUCGAACAUACAGAAGUGCUCUUUCUGUUUUUAGAGGAACUUCUUGGAGUUAUAUCAAUGAUCAUGUUCAUUUCCAUAUAGGACAGUGGUAUGCUUUUCUUGGGAUGUAUGACGUGGCUGUAAAGCAUAUGACGGAAAUCUUGGCCUGUAGUCACCAGUCCAAGACCACACAGGAAUUAUUCCUAGGAGACUUUCUUCAAAUUGUGGAGAAAACUGGACGGACAUUUGAGGUAACAAAACUUCAAUUACCUGUAAUCAACAUCUCUACCCUCAGGGUCAUCUUCGAAGAUAACCGAACAUUUGCAUCAUCUUCAGCUACCUUAUUGAAAAGUGUGAAACACCUUAUCACAAAGGACUUUACAUGGUUGGUAGGAACUAUGGAUCAUGCUAACACUAGAGAAGGCUUGUGGCAUUCUUUGGAGGAAGAAAUGCUACCAUCAUUCUCUGCUGCCAAGACUAAUUGGUUGGAGUUACAGUCAAAGCUUAUCCUAAAAAAACAUAGUCAAAAUGUUUGCGUUGCAGGCGAAGCUGUGAAGGUGACUAUUGAAUUUAGAAAUCCUCUGCAAAUCUCAAUUCCCAUAUCUAAUGUUACACUCGUAUGCAAGUGUUCUUCCAGUACUGAAGUUAGAUCAAAUGAAAAUGAGUCAAGUAUGGAGAAAAAUAAUGACGUUGACCACUUUAUGGUGUCUGAGGUUAAUUUCUUAAUAGGGGGUGGUGAAACAACCAUGAUUGAACUAUCAGUUACUCCCAGGGAAGAGGGUACUCUUGAAAUUCUUGGUGUUAGGUGGAAACUGUCAGGGACAAUUGUUGGCUUUUACAACUUUGAGUUGGAUCACCCAAAGAAGAAUAUUAUAAAAAGAAGGAAAACAAAGCCCCUGCCAAAUGAGAAAUUUAAAUUUGUGGUGAUUAAGAGCAUACCCAAACUUCAGGGUUCGAUCCACCCCUUACCUGAAAAGGCAUAUGCUGGAGAUUUACGACAACUUGUUUUGGAAUUGAGGAAUCCAUCAGUGUUUCCUGUCAAGAAUCUGAAGAUGAAGAUAAGUCAUCCUAGGUUCGUUAUAAUUGGGAAGCAGGAAUAUAUGAAUUCAGAUUUUCCUGGGUGUUUAAGAAAGAAGACAGAUUCAUUACAAAGUGAUAAGGAUGCUAAUAGUAAUAUCAUGUCUGACACAGUCUUUUUGUUUCCAGAGGGUACAUCAGUUCAAGGUGAAACACCCUUCUUGUGGCCUCUUUGGUUUAGGGCUGCUGUUCCAGGUGAUAUAUCUCUUUACAUGAGCAUAUAUUAUGAGAUGGGAGAUGUAUCCAGUGUCAUCAAAUAUCGUACUCUUCGCUUACAUUACAACGUGCAGGUAUUACCGUCAUUGGAUGUCUCAUUUCAAAUCAGUCCUUUUCGAUUAAGAUUAGAAGAAUUUCUUGUUCGAUUGGAUGUUGUAAACAAGACUAGCUCAGAAAGUUUCCGAGUUUGUCAGUUAUCGUCAGUUGGUCACCAAUGGGAAAUCUCAUUGGUUCAAGCUCCGGAUACUAUUUUUCCUUCACAAUCAUUGAUGGCUGGUCAAGCAAUAUCAUGUUUCUUUACACUAAAGAAAUCAAGGAGUUUUUCGACAUUGGAGAAUGACAUGCCUACAAUGCCUGUUAGAAGUGAUGUAAGAUUGGUACCCCAAAGCAGUGAUGAUUUAGUUUAUGAUAUAAACAGUACACCUUUGAUCAAUUUCCACCAUUAUGAAAGAUUGCAGCAGGAAGUUUCAUUCGAGGGUGACUUAAAUACUGUAGAUUUUGUAUUAAUCUCUCGGCCAUUUAAGAGUAACGACAAUCCUGGUUUUUCCAAUCCUUCGUUUGUUAUGUCUCAUCAUGCGUGUCACUUCAGUACUGCUAGCACGGGCCCUAUUUCAUGGCUAGUGGAUGGACCUCAAAUCUUUCAUCAUGACUUCUCUGCAUCCUUCUGUGAAAUAAGUAUGAAGAUGCAUAUUCACAAUUCAUCUGGUGCCACUGCUUUUGUACGCAUUGACACCUUUAAUUCAGCUGGUAAUGUUGGACAUAUGAAUAGUGUAAAUGUGGUUCAAUCAGCAACUACCGAUAGCCAAGCCGGGUGGCAUGACAUCACCCCGGUAAAUGAACACAAAGUCACAUCAAAUGCUGUUGAAACCCAACCAGGAAAGGCACUGUCAUUGGAAAGUGCUUCCUCGUAUAUUUGGUCUGGAUCAAGCUCAACCAAUCUUCACAUUGACGCAAUGUCAUCGGCUGAAAUUCCUCUUCAGAUCAGUGUAUUCUCUCCAGGGACAUUUGACCUGUCAAAUUAUGUUUUGAACUGGAAACUUCCUUCCAAUGGACAGGGAGAUAGUGAUGAAACGAGGCAGCAUUCAGGCAAGUGCCAGGGGUACAAAUACUAUCUUACCGUGCUCCAGUCCACUUGA
Messenger RNA from Sphenostylis stenocarpa, 3909 nucleotides. Lineage: Eukaryota; Viridiplantae; Streptophyta; Magnoliopsida; Fabales; Fabaceae. The record is from the annotation of a GenBank genome assembly.